Molecule: messenger RNA, 967 nt
Organism: Caenorhabditis sp. 36 PRJEB53466
Lineage: Eukaryota; Metazoa; Nematoda; Chromadorea; Rhabditida; Rhabditidae
Source: the annotation of a GenBank genome assembly
AUGACAUCCGUCGUCGCCGUUCCCGUUCGGGAAGGCGAAGACGACGAUGUGCAGCCGCCGCUGACCCCCCACAAUGGACCGUGUCGCCGUCGAAUGCCAACGCCGACUCCGAUGAGAGUUGGCGACGGCGAAGAAGAAGAAGAAGAACAAGAACAAGGAGAGGAAGAGACUUCUCCGACGUCGUCCACCAGAUACUCGCUUAGGGCCAGAGAGACUAAGCCCAAGCCGAAGGCGAAGGCGAAGGCGACUUCGGAGCGAAAGAAGAGGAAGAGACGUCGCGAAACGAAGCCGACGGGCGAAAACGCCGAACUGAUUAUCGAACUCCAAAAGAAGCUGAGAAAAAAAGAGGCGAAGCUCCGUGAUGCGAAUAGAAUUAACAAUAAACAUAAAACAGAAAAUGCUCGUUUGUUGAAAAAACUCAUCGACAUGGAGCUAGAGGAAACAAGUAAUAAGUUCAACCUUGAGAUCUGGAAGAGCGAAUUGAAGAAGGAAUGCAAAAAAUCCCAGGAGGUAAUCAGAGAUUUGGAGAAAGCUGAGAAUGAGGCCGAUGAGUACAAAGCGGAUCUCGAGAAACUGGCCCGCUGGAAGGAGGAGGAUCAGCUGGAGGGUACGGAGCAGAACGAGAUGUUCCGAAAGCGAUGGAUGGAGACGGUGCAGGAGAGGGACGAGAUCGACGCGAAGUUCCAGAGUGUCAAGCCGUCUUGUCGCAUAUGCUUCAACCACUACAUUCCAGGAGGAACACGGCCGAAGAUUCUUAGUGAGCUAGUGACUAUCAAAACUCAAAAUUAUAAUCUUUUCAGAGUGCGGACACACCAUCUGCAGAGCGUGCACGAUACAGAUCGCCAAUCCGGAGGGCCCACACGUCAAAUGCCCAUUCUGCAAUACGGAGAUGAAUAAGGAGCGAUUCUUGGCGGAUACUCGUACAAACUUUGCACUCGAGGAUCUUAUCGAAAUCUAUGACACGUAG